Drosophila bipectinata is the source of this 1987-nucleotide messenger RNA. Its product is annotated as outer dynein arm-docking complex subunit 1-like. Lineage: Eukaryota; Metazoa; Arthropoda; Insecta; Diptera; Drosophilidae. The record is from RefSeq and is a predicted model, not a curated record.
GAUAUAGAUUCUAUAGAAUCUAUUCUAGACACUUGCCGAAACAAUAUUCAUAUCCAAAGAACACAAAACCUGGGUACAAAAUUUUCUUUCGCUUGAGAGAACACCAUGGAUGAUGAGAUCGAAAAGUUCGACAAAUUCCCCUUCCUGGAGAGCUGCCUGCUGAAGCACAAGGAGCUGGGAAGACGGCAGCGGGCUUACGUGAAUAUUGUGACCACCAAGUUGCAGACCCGGAACGAUGCCAUCGUCGAUGCCAGCUAUGUGAGGUCGAUUGAGCAGUUGAAGGAGGAGAAGGACGAACUGAAGGCCAAGAUCUUUGUGGCCAACAGUACAUGCUAUAAAAAGAUCAAUAACCGUUUUCUGGCCCAGAUUCGUUGCCACGUGGAGUGCCAGGAGAACCUCUAUGAGGACAUUCAGUUCAUGAAGACAUCGAUCACCAACAUGGAAGUUCAGAUCGGCCGCAUGGCCCGCCUGUUAUAUAGCCUGAAUCUGCAGACCACGCCCGACGACCGGCGCAUGGCCUAUGUCUUUAAGCAGCGCAAGCGGAUGGAGAUCCUGAACAACAACCUGGAGGUGGGAGUGCGCCAGGAGGGCGCCUUCACGGCUCUGAACGCCGCGCUCAGGGAGAAGCUUAUCUGUAUUCUCAACAUCCGUACUUUCUUCAACCAAUCUUUCAGCAAGCUGGUGAAGAAGCUGAACAGCGACAAGAAGUACAUGCUCGACUUGAUCGAAUACGCCCUCACCACCUUCGACGGCUGCAUCGAGGUCUAUGAGAAGUUCGAAAUGUUGCGGAAGAGGAACGCUCGAGAGGGGUUGAACGCCCGCCUAGAGGUGCAGGCGGUUCACCGCAACAUGGCCGCCGACAAUGACACCUCGGCCUUCAUUACGUGCAAGGGUAAGGGCCGGGAACUGGCCGAUCUCCAGCCCAAGGAGUACAAGCGACGGGAGAAGUUCCGUGAGAAGAACCGCAAGAAGGUCGAUUUGUACAGCUCGAUCCUUCGAAAGAUCAAAGAGUUCACAAACUCCAAGAAGGUCGACGAGGUCAUUGAAAAGUUCAACGACCAGGAGAGCCUCUACUAUUCCUACUUCAAUUACAACAAUGAGAUGAGCUACCACGUGACUUUGCUCAACCACUCCGUCAAUCACCUGUACAAGGACAUAGUCGAUCUAAGGAAUGAAAAGAACGACACACUGCAAAACCAGCUGGACGAGAUUGCCUCCCUGGAGAGCGAGGUGCAAAAUCAGGAGGAGGAAAACAUGGGUAUCCAGACGAUGCGGGAGCAGAACGAUAGCAAGAUGGAGGGGUUGCUUCAGGGCGUGGAGAACAUUUGCGACAUGUGCCGGAUGGACCGCUCUCCUCUGACCCCGUUGCUGGGCAGCCACGCCCACAUCAACCUGGUCAACCUUCAGCGUUUCCUGAAGCUGCUCGAGACGCGGGUCUACAAUCUGGUGGCCAGUGUCUACACCACGGAGCGGGAAGCGAAGAAUCGCUCUUUCGUUGUGAGGGAGGUGUACAAAGUGUGCGAAUACCUUACUCCUCUGGAUGACAUAAUGAUCACUCAACAGUGCGCGGAGUGCGCCGAAACAGACGCCCAGAACAUCGACGAAGGCGGAGACAUCUCCUAUCCGAACACCAUCAAGGAGGCCAAGAAGAAGAUCUACGAGAAGGUCACCCAGCCGGAGAUCCAGUACCGUCUCCACAGCAUCAGCCAGUGCCGCCUGCCCCACUCUCGUCUUCUGGCCGCCAAGCGCAACGCCUAAUCUCCGGCUUGGUCACCGGGUCCUCCUGCUUCGGUGGCCAACCCAGCAAUUCUGUUUCCUUUUCUUUUCUGAUGAUUCUCCCGAGGCUGUCAAAUAGGUUGCCUUGAGGUGGAUUUUUAAGGAUUUUUUAAAGGAUUUCUAUGUAUAUAUUUUUGGACAACACUAUAGUCUAUUUCGGAACAGGGUUUUGACUUUUGCGGCAUGCAUUAGUAUGCAAAAAAAAAAUAUU